Molecule: messenger RNA, 757 nt
Organism: Onthophagus taurus
Lineage: Eukaryota; Metazoa; Arthropoda; Insecta; Coleoptera; Scarabaeidae
Source: RefSeq, a predicted model, not a curated record
UCCGGUUUUCGGGUUGAAACAACGUCGGUUUUCGGUGCGUUUUUCGACAGCGCGAUCGUAUUUUACUCGGUUUUGAUUUCAAUCUUUUAACUUGCGAGAAUCGCUGAACUUGAUGUGUGCUAAUUGAAACGUAAAACUCCAAAUGCAUCCAUUAACGUGCUAUUUGACGCUGACCACGCUGUUUCUGUAUGCCGGGUGCGAUAACUGGCAGGAAUGGUGGACUUACGACGGUAUUUCCGGCCCUAUAUACUGGGGAUUGAUGAACCCCCAAUGGAACAUGUGCGCGAAGGGAAAGAAACAGUCACCUAUAAACGUGGAAACGAAAAAAUUAUUGUUCGAUCCACAUUUGAGGCAUAUACAUCUCGAUAAGCACAAGGUCAGCGGAACCCUUCACAAUACAGGACAGUCACUAGUAUUUCGAGUGGACAAGAACACGACAAUGCAUUUAAAUAUUUCUGGAGGACCAUUGGAUUAUCGAUACCAAUUUGAGGAGCUUUAUAUUCACUACGGUACCGAGAAUCAACAGGGAUCUGAACAUAAAAUUGAAGGAUAUUCAUUUCCGGCUGAGAUUCAACUGUAUGGUUUUAAUAAAGAACUUUACCACAAUAUGACCGAAGCACAACAUAAAUCCCAGGGAAUAGUGGCGAUUUCGUUAAUGGUUCAGUCGAUUAUGAAACUCGUGAACAAAACUAAAGCUAGCUCGAUGGAGGAACACAAAUAUAGUGAGAGAGGGAAUUUGGGAAUCGCAACGCCAUAA